This is a messenger RNA of Photinus pyralis (common eastern firefly), 3374 nucleotides long. RefSeq lists its product as uncharacterized. NCBI's taxonomy places the organism in Eukaryota, Metazoa, Arthropoda, Insecta, Coleoptera, Lampyridae. The record is from RefSeq and is a predicted model, not a curated record. Gene Ontology annotation, molecular function: ligand-gated monoatomic ion channel activity. Bases 1 to 3342 code for a protein of 1113 amino acids. Gene Ontology annotation, cellular component: membrane. The transcript is spliced from 16 exons.
AUGUUUAUAAAUGCCGAUAUUAGCGUGGCGAUUUCCAAUCAAAAAAAGUCAAAUUGGACCGUGUUCGAUGUUUAUAAUCCGGCCUACAAAAAUGGCGGGAAACUGGUGGUAAGCGAAAUUGGUUUUUACAAUGAUGAUGAUGGUUACCGUGUGGGAGUGGAAGAUAAUAAAUAUUACAGAAGAAGAAAUAUGACUGGCGUUACAUUUAAAUCAGUAUUAGCUAUUCCGGAAGCUAUAAAUAUAAGUGUGACCGAGUAUAUGGCGAGUGACGUAGGUAGGGAGAAGAACGUUUUUGGAAAGUUUCAAAGUGAAGUAAUGGAAAACUGUCGAAACUUGUUCCGUUUUGAUGUAAAUAUGUCGUCCACGCGGUCUUGGGGUUACCUACUCCCCAACGGAGAAGUUGAUGGCCUGCCAAAGGUGCUACACGAAAAAAGGGCCGAUUUUAGUCACUCAAUAAUAAUAUUUAAGCCGUACCGUUUAAAGGUUAUGGAUUACGGUCACGGAAGCUGGAUAAUGAGACAUCCGAGAAGUACCGCCAGUUCUUCUGAAAUAUACUUACAACCGUUAGAGACAAACGUUUGGAUUGCAAUUCUAUUGGUUAUAGUACUAAUCAUAUUUAUUUUACGUAUUACAUUAGUGCAAGAGCAUAAAAUAUUACGCCAAAGAUCAAGGCAAGGUAUGCAAGAUCGUUCUUGGACCAUGUUGUUUAUUUACUGUAUAGGAGAACUCGGACAACAAGGGUUUGCCAACCUUCCUAUCAUUGCCAGUACGAGAAUGGUAACCUUUACAGUUUUGAUAUUCUUCUUUAUGGUGUACCAAUUUUAUUCGUGUAGUAUUGUUUCCAAUCUACUGUUGGAACCUCCACGUACAAUCAAGACAUUGGAAGAUUUAUUAAAGAGCAAGCUGGAGGUGGGCUGCGAAGACACUCAGUAUGAUAGAAAUUAUUUUGCUACAACAACGAAUCCGGUUGCCAUUAGCCUGUACAACACAAAAAUGAAAGGUUCGCACAACGCAACCAACUUUUUUUCCGCUCAAGUGGGAAUGGACAAAGUUAAAGCAGGCGGAUUUGCUUUCCAUACAGUAACGACAACUGCUUACUCCGUUAUCGAAACCCAGUUCCCAGAAGAGGCCAUCUGCCAACUGGCGGAAAUUCAAAUGUAUGCAAUUGAAACACUGUACAUGGCACUACCAAAAGGAUCGCCACUAAAAGAGAUGCUUAACUACUGCUCCGUUCACCAAAGUGAAGUCGGAAUUAUGUAUCGUGUAAAAAGUUAUUGGGAUUCCCGUAAGCCCAAUUGUAGGGAUAGCACCCCUUACCUUAAAAUUGAGGUAGGAAUAGAAGAAUCAUAUUGGGCUCUAACAGUGUUGGGAGUCGGAUUAGUUUUUGGUUCCCUUGUUUUGGUAGCCGAGCACGGUUGGAAACGUUGGGGACAUGGUAUCAAAGAGAAAUUGGUUCUAUCGAACAUGUUUACAAUAAUCUUCUUGUCUUGUUUGUUUUUGUUGCGUUUCACAGAUGCUGAACCGAGUAGAAAUUUGUUGCUUUCUUAUUUUGAGCACAACUCUUGUGCAUCGAGUGUUAUUUUUAAUUGUGAUUCGAAACGAGAUCGGGUUAAUCUGAUCAAAUUCUUCAGCCUGAAUAAUCGUAGGGUCGCACUGUAUGAUGUUGCUGAUCAUAAUCUGACUUUAAGUGGCGUAUUCUUCCGAGACCAGAGCAAUCUGGCUGUUGUUGUUAAUGGCGAUUGCGAAGAAACAGAAACAUUUUUACAACAUUGCGGAAAACUAGAUCUGUUUUCCCAUACGUACCACUGGUUAGUGUUGGGAUCUCAUCGUGACGUAAUUGGAAAGUUUGAAAACGUAGAUAUGUUUAUUAAUGCAGACAUCAGUGUGGCGAUAUCGGAUGAAGGCAAGUCUAAACACACCAUCUUCGACGUCUAUAAUCCUGCCUACAAGCGCGGAGGAAAUCUGGUCGUAAGCGAAGUAGGUUGUUACACCGAAGAAGACGGUUACAAAGUACAGGUAAAGGAUAUCAAAUAUUACCGUAGGAGGAACAUGACUGGAACCAUGUUGAAAUCAGUGAUGGUGGUACCGGGACGCAUAAGCACAAGCCUUGCUGAGUACUUGACCAAUGACGAGGACAGAAAAAAUAACACCUUCAGUAGAUUUCAAAACGUUGUUCUUCAUAACUGCCAAGAGUUUUUUGAUUACGAUGUUAACAUGUCUCUAAUGGCGUCUUGGGGUUACCUUCGCCCUGAUGGAGAUGUCGACGGUAUGCUUAAAGAGAUAAAAGAGAAAAGAAUAGAUUUUGGAAAUGCCCCACUGCUCUUCAAACUUUACAGGUUAAAGAUCAUGGAUUAUGGUUUCGGGAGUUGGGUAAUGAAAUCGGCGUUCUUCUUCCAACAUCCAAAGGAUACAGCGACAUCAGCGGAAAUGUACUUACAUCCACUGGAUUCAAACGUUUGGUUUGGAAUUUUGUUCAUUAUGGCCCUGAUUAUAGUAAUUUUGCGAGUUAGCUUACUACAUGAGUCCAAUGUGUUAACUCAAACGGAAGAGGAAACCGCGUCGGAUCGCUCUUGGACUGUUUUAAUCAUAUACACUAUAGGAGAGCUCGGACAACAAGGAUUCACUAAUCUUCCCAUCAUAGCUAGUACAAGGAUUGUGACGCUUACGGUUUUGAUAUUCUUCUUCAUGGUAUAUCAAUUUUAUUCGUGCAGUAUCGUUUCGAAUCUAUUAUUGGAACGGCCGCGUACGAUCAAUACCUUGGAAGACUUAGUCAACAGCAAGCUAGGAGCAGGUUGUGAAGAUUCACUUUAUGACAAAGAUUACAUCGCGACGACAACAGAUCCGGUUGCACUGCGACUAUAUGAUACAAAAAUUAAAGGUCCCCACAACACCACAAGAUUUUUACCGGCCCACGCAGGUAUGGACAAAGUUAAAGCUGGCGGGUUCGCUUUUCAUACCCAAACAUCAACUGCUUAUCCGAUUAUCGGGGCCGAAUUUCCCGAAGAAGCCAUUUGUCAGUUGGCGGAAGUGAAAAUGUACGCUACGCAAACAAUGUACAUACCCCUUCCUAAAAGAUCACCAUUAAAGGAAAUGUUUAACUAUUGUUUGGCACAUCAAACGGAGGUUGGAGUUAUGGAGCGCUUGAGAAACCACUGGGCGGCUCGUAAACCACAAUGCAGAGAUAAAACUCCAUACCGUAAAAUAGAAGUUGGGCUCGACGAAUCGUAUUGGGCUUUACUUGUGCUAGGCGCAGGAGUUUUUUUUGGUUUGCUUAUUUUAUCGGGAGAGUAUUGUUUGAAAAAGUGGGGGUGUCGCUUCCAAAAGAACAUGGGAACACAUUAGACAUAGUUACUAUAUACGCCAACCCCUUCAAA